Messenger RNA from Amoebophrya sp. A25, 626 nucleotides. The record is from the annotation of a GenBank genome assembly. NCBI's taxonomy places the organism in Eukaryota, Dinophyceae, Syndiniales, Amoebophryaceae.
GUCGUGUGUCCUUUCGCUGUGGGCAAGAGUUUAUUAAGGCUGACGACCCUGAAGAUAGUCAUAGUCACCAUCCUCUUUCUCUACAGGAUGGUCGAUCCUCUUUCUCUACUUAGGGUUAGGCAUCUUUAUUACAUAAUUAGAAACGCAAUGACUUGAGGUGUGUGUUUUUAUGAUUCAACCUUAUGGUCUUAGGACUAGUGUUGGUACCGUAAGGAAAGCAUCUGAAUGGCAACAACGUAAGACGCUGCUAACUUAGAUGCAAAGCUAUAAUCUUUAACAUGGGCGCACUCGGUCAGUCAUUCGUAUAUCAACUCUUCUCCCAUUAGAUAGUACUUCGGAGAAAAAGCAAAAGAGCAGCUCGCUCUAAGGUGAAUCCUGACAUAGACAUAUAAAUAUAUAAAAAAUAGCAUUCAAUAGUAUUAGUACAACCCGGGAGUUGUCGGAGUUGGUCGUGAGCUGCUGCGAUGGACUACUUGGGUGAGCUCUAAGCCUAGUCUUUUUGAAACAAAAUCUCUACGAGCAGAUCCGACAGUUGGCCUUUCAAGUGCAAGAUCGAGGCCAGAAAACCAUCGUUGCUUAUAGGAGGAUGCGGGCGCAGCGCGAUAAGUAUCUGCAAAAUCGAAAGC